Molecule: messenger RNA, 1086 nt
Organism: Fomitopsis serialis
Lineage: Eukaryota; Fungi; Basidiomycota; Agaricomycetes; Polyporales; Fomitopsidaceae
Exons: 1
Source: RefSeq, a predicted model, not a curated record
CUAACUGCAGCACUAUACGCAGUGUCGUGCACACCAUUGGACGCGCCCCUAGUGAUUUUAAGCACCAAUAGCAUAUUACUAAACAUGAUGAUUAGGAAGACACCAACCUGGGAAGACCACGGGUGGAUUGACGUCGAUUUAGCAAACCAUAUAAGAGCGCUACUAAAUCGGCUCAGACAGAGAUGCGCAAGCACAUCUCUGGGGCAAAUAGUGCGACAAGACGAAUGGAAGAAGCUAGAGAAGGCGCGACAGACUGUCUCCUCCAUCAGACCACACACCCUUCCGGCGGCCCCCCCUCCAUCGCUGACCCGGGACCCUCGUUUCGACAUAACCGGAGCGAAGCUCCAGUCCCUGACGCAAGCUUUAGCAUAUAAAGGCAUCAUAGCAUGGAAGAACACACCUCAGCGACGAACUACAACAAGAAACCUCGAGUCAAUCCGCAGGACGGCACAAAAUGAUAGUACAGACCCUAUAUCAAAUAAAUCGAUUUGGCUAAGCACGAGGCACAAGGAUUUCAGCCGAUCCUUCGCAACUUUCCUAUGGAAAUACGUCCAUGGAGCCCUAAAAUGUGGCGACUACUGGAAGAAAAUCCCCGAAUUUGAACACAGAGCUCUGUGCAGUUUCUGCGGAGAAACUGAGUCGAUCGCACAUAUAUUUUUUGAAUGUCCAGCAACAGGCCAAGAGGAAAUUUGGCAACUCACCGCCUCUCUAUGGCGAAGAAAAGGACUGCCUUGGCCGUCGCUAACAGAGCACGACAUACACGCCCUAGGACUCAAAUCUUGGCUGAACGAAAAGUGUAAGAUUCGGACAGGUGCAACACGGCUAUGGAGAAUAUUGAUAUCCGAAGCAACACACCUAAUAUGGAAAUUACGUUGCGACAGGGUCAUCGGCCAUUCUGAAGACGAUGGAUGGGAACACAGUGUCCCACAUGUACGGAGCAGAUUCGUGUACACAAUAAACAGCCGCUUGGCCACGGAUGUCGAAGCUACACGAAAGCGCUACGGGAAUAAGGCGUUAAAACCGGAACUGGUCCUAGCCACGUGGAAUGCUAUCAUAUAUGACGAAUUAGCACUUCCAGAGGACUGG